Molecule: messenger RNA, 2495 nt
Organism: Helianthus annuus (common sunflower)
Lineage: Eukaryota; Viridiplantae; Streptophyta; Magnoliopsida; Asterales; Asteraceae
Product: E3 ubiquitin-protein ligase WAV3
Exons: 2
Coding region: 229-2298 (689 amino acids)
Source: RefSeq, a predicted model, not a curated record
CUCAAAGCCACCGUUUCCAUAUCAUUCAAGAUUUCAAGUACCCUAAAAUUGAACAAAAUUUGGGGAAACCAAAAUCAUAUCACAAAAAUAUCUUCAUCCAUCAACAGUUUUGAACAAUCGUAUCUUCUUCAAAAAUGUCAACACUAUUCAUUCCUUUUUUGAUCGUAAAUUGAAGGAUCGUGUUGUUCUAUAAAUUGAAGAUUUGUUUGUUCAUCGAGGAUUCGAAUUAUGGCUGGUCAGAGUAAAUGGAGGAAGAUGAAGCUUGCGCUAGGGCUAAAUACGUGUUUAUACGUUCCCGAAAGCUCCGAUGACGGUGAAUCUGUGAAAAGUUCGUCUAGAAGUUGUUCAGAUGCUCGUCGGCGUUUGCCGAUCACUCCGACUCCGUCGUCUUCUGGUCUCCGUGUGUCGAAAUACAGCGAUAAAUCGACGUCGGAGCCAGUUUGUGCAAUUUGCUUGAUGCCAAUGAAAGCAACCGGCACUGACGCCAUCUUCAAAGCAGAAUGCACACAUUCUUUCCAUUACCAUUGCAUUGCAUCAAACGUAAAAUACGGAAAUCGAGCAUGUCCCGUUUGUCGUGCAAAAUGGAAAGAAAUCCCUUUAACGACUUCCGGUUCUUGUGUGAAAGCAAAUACAAAUACAGAUGAUCAUACCAUGGUUAUGUCACCACAACAAUUGCAUGCUUAUCGUAAUAUUCCUUUUCUAUUUCAAGCCUUCGAGCCUCCUGUAUUUGACGAUGAUGAACGAGUCAACCAGAAAGCAGAAGACAUAGACUCCGGUGAUUCAGAUUUCAAUGAAGGAAUAGAUAUAAAAGCCUAUCCUGAAGUUUCCACAGUCGCAAGAUCGACAUGCUUUGAUAAUUUCAGCAUCUUAAUUAAUAUUAAAGCUCCUGUUGCUAAAUCAAAUCUAAACGCACGUGCAUCGAUAGAUCUAGUAACCAUGCUUGAUAUAAGCGGUAGCAUGACGGGUACGAAGAUUGCUUUAUUAAAACAAGCUAUGGGUUUCGUAGUACAAAAUCUCGGCCCGUGGGACCGCCUUUCGGUAAUAGUGUUUUCUUCUACAGCCUGUCGUCUUUUCCCGUUCCGCCGUAUGACCGAAACCGGGAAACGAGAAUCUUUACAAAUGAUUAACUCAUUGGUCGCGAACGGCGGGACCAAUAUAGCUGAGGCUUUAAGAAAGGGAGCGAAAGUGAUGACUGACCGGAAAUUCAAGAAUCCGGUCAGCAGUAUGAUAUUGUUGUCAGACGGGCAAGACUCGGACCCUAACUUCAGCCCACGAAAGCUGAAUUUGAAUUACCAGAGUCUUUCAUCUUCUAUUCAAGUAAAAAAUGACGAAAACCGCAUCCCAAUUCACACGUUUGGGUUCGGUACGGAUCACGAUGCGUGUGCACUGCAUGCUAUAUCUGAACAUUCUGGAGGGAUGUUUUCGUUUAUAGAAGCUGAGAAUGUGAUACAAGAUGCUUUUGCUCAGUGUAUUGGCGGGCUUUUGAGCGUUGUGGUUCAAGAAUUACGAGUUGAAGUCGAGUGUGUUCAUCCUGUGUUACGCCUCGGGUCAAUCAAAGCCGGGAGUUACAAAGUGGGUAUGGAUGAGAACGCGAGAUCGGGGUUUAUCGAAGUCGGUGAUCUAUACGCAGAAGAAGAGAGAGAUUUUCUUGUCACGAUGGAUAUUCCGGUAGAAAAAUCCAGCAACAUAAUGUCAUUGGUGAAAUUUAGAGCUAUUCAUAAGGACCCGAUAAAGAAAAUGGUGGUUACGGUUGGUGGAAAUGAAGAUUUGAUAAUACUGAGGCCCGAAACAAGUUUGAAAAAGCAAACAGUGUCGAUCGAAGUUGACCGACAGAGGAACCGGCUUAUGGCUGCCGACGCGAUAUCCGAAGCACGAACAAUGGCCGAACGUGGUAAUCUAACAGCGGCAGUGUCGGUGCUUGAGGAAUGCCGGAAAAAGCUGGCGGAUUCCGUUUCAGGUCGUGGCGGUGAUCGUUUAUGUGUCGGUUUGAUGGCUGAGCUUAGGGAAAUGAAGGAGAGAAUGGUGAGCCAUAGAGUGUAUGAGUCGUCGGGCCGGGCUUAUGUGUUGUCGGGGUUGAGCUCACACUCGUGGCAGCGGGCCACGGCUAGGGGUGACUCGACAGAGACGACGAGUAUAAUACAGAGUUACCAAACACAGACAAUGGUGAACAUGGUUAACCUAUCGCAAACAACGAGUUUUAUCCGGAGUCCUUCAACAUCUAUGGUUAGCCCCAACUCCCCCAAGACUGAACCACUCAAAACCAAAAAGUCGUUAAGGUCGACACACUCUUUUACUUAGGUGAUAGGAUGAAUAAGAAGAGUUCUUAAGGUUGUUUGGUUAUUUAAAUUUGUGUCCUUGUUUUAGCUCUAAAAGAUAUGGGUAUAUUUAUUCCAAUAGAAUUGGAUUGGAUGUAAGGAAUAAAUGAUAUGGGGAUAUUAGAAUGUUGAAUCUUAUGAUAUUUAAAGUCUAAUAAUAUCUAACAAUAUUUACACCAA